UUCACGAAGCAGGUUAUGUGGAAACUCUGAGUAUGUUAAGCCUGAAAUGAGGGAAACCCAGAGUUAACCGUUUCAAUAAGGGAGGUAAAUUAACCCCGAGAUAGGGGUAAGUCAAGGAGUAAGUUAAGCCCAUUUCAUAAAGCGAGGUAACUCGUACUCGGAGUCUGUUACCAUGGUAACUUAGUCUGUGAACAUAACCUGGUCGGGAGCAGGUUUUAUUCCAGAAACCCAGAGUUUGUUUCUGACUCCUCCCCUGGAGUACAUAAAAGCUGAACCGUUUCCUUAUAAUUGAGUCUCCAUAGAACCUGCUUAAAAUGGCAUGUCCCUUUCUGGAAGACCCGAUUGAUGAAGAAGCAAGACUGAUUCGCAGAGAACUGCGAUUGCGUCGGGCGAGGAUUUUCCGUCCACGUUUGGAUACGUUUUCAUAUCCUCCCGACUUUUUAUUUGAACGUUAUCGUUUUUCGUUACAGUCACUGCAAUACAUUCACAACCUCAUCCGCCCUCUCAUCACUCACAUCACCCACCGUGGACGUGCACUCACCACUGAACAAAUACUUUGCAUUGCUCUACGUUUUUUUGCAAAUGGAAGUUUUCUUUAUAAUAUCGGCGAUGCAGAACACAUAAGCAAAGCAACCGUUUGCAGGGCGAUAAGAAAGGUGUGCCUCGCUCUGAAGCGGUUUUUAUCAGUUUUUGUUUUUCCUGGACACAAACCUGUGAGAGCCAUCAAAGAAGAGUUCCAUGGGAUUGCAGGAUUUCCCAAUGUGAUUGGCUGCAUUGAUGGCACCCACAUUCCUAUCACUGCUCCUUCAGAAAAUGAAGGAGAUUAUGUGAAUAGGAAGUCCUUCCAUAGCAUCAAUGUGCAGAUCAUUUGUGAUGCAGCACACAUUAUCACAAAUGUGGAAGCCAAGUGGCCCGGGUCUGUGCAUGACUCCCGCAUAUAUAGAGAGUCUACAAUAAGCAAUAGACUGGAACGUGGAGAGAUUCAUGGCUUCCUUCUGGGUGACAGGGGUUACCCCUGCCAACGAAAUCUUAUAACCCUCUACCCAGACCCUCAACCAGGACCCCAGCAGCACUUCAAUGUGGCACACUGCAGGACGAGAGCCAGGGUAGAGAUGACUAUAGGCCUGUUGAAAGCCCGUUUCCAGUGCUUACGUCAUCUCAGAGUAACCCCUGAGAGAGCCUGUGACAUAAUUGUGGCAUGUGUUAUUCUCCAUAAUAUUGCAACUAUUAGAGGAGAGCAACACCCUGCCCUACAAAUAGAAGACCCUGAGGAGGACCCCAUCCAGCUCCCAGAAAAUCAGGAUGGAAGGGCAAUCAGAGAUCUGAUCUGCAACAACCAUUUUCCAUGUUAAAUUACAGCCACACAGAAUACCACACUGUCACACGUUCAUUUUAUUUAGUCUUCCUUAUAUCCUACAGACAGACAGAGACAAAGAGAACAUUUUUCUGUUAGUUUUUCAUAUUGCUCUAAUAAUACAUUAAAUUUACCUCUGACUACACACACACCUCCAGCUUGUGUUUAAGUAUCUCGAUUUCCAGAUCUGCCUUUUGGAUCUGGCGGUCCAGGUAUAACAUUUCCUUGUCCGUUUUUUCGAUUUGUUUAAGUAGAUGAAUUUUGUAU
Molecule: messenger RNA, 1621 nt
Organism: Toxotes jaculatrix (banded archerfish)
Lineage: Eukaryota; Metazoa; Chordata; Actinopteri; Toxotidae
Product: putative nuclease HARBI1
Exons: 4
Coding region: 315-1352 (345 amino acids)
Source: RefSeq, a predicted model, not a curated record